AGUGGCGUCAGAGGAGCGCCUGGCUUCCCAAGCCGCUGCAGCCAUGGAUGUGGGCGCAGGGCCCCCUUCGACGGGGCAAGUCCUGCUCUUGGCCACCAGUUCGGCCCUUGCCGCCCUCCUCUACGCCGUGUACCGGCACAAGGCCAAAGUGGUCAGCAGCCUGAAGGGAGCCAAAAAAGUCAGUUUAGACCAAGAUCUGAAGGCUUUCCUGACGGAAGCGCCGGGGAAGUGCGUCCCGUACGCCGUGAUCGAAGGCGUUGUUCGCUCCGUGAAAGAGACCCUCAGCAGCCAAUUUGUGGAAGACUGCAAAGGAGUGAUUCAGCGGCUGACGCUGCAAGAGCACAAGGUGGUCUGGAACCGGACCACGCACCUCUGGAACGAUUCCGAAAAGAUCAUCCACCAGAGGACGAACACAACGGCUUUCGACCUGGUGCCCCGAGACGGCGGAAGGGGUGUCGCUGUCCGAGUCUCGAGGCCCUUGGAGGCCGCGGAGCUGAGCCUGGAGCCGGUCUACGAGCGGUUCCACCCUUCGGCCCAGUCCUUCGCGGACGCCGUCGGCCACUACAUCAGCGGGGAGCGGCCCAAAGGCAUCCAGGAGACGGAGGAGAUGCUCCGGGUGGGGGCCUCCCUGACCGGCAUCGGGGAGCUCGUCCUCGACAACGACGGCGCCCUCCGCCUCCAGCCCCCCAAAGAGGGCUUGCGCUACUACCUCUCCUGCCUUGGCUUCGAGGCCUUGCUUCAGAAGCAGGAAUCGAGCCUGCGUCUCUGGAGGGUCUUGGCCCUCGGCUGCGGCCUCGUCGCCUUCACCACGCUCGUCUUCGUCCUCCACAAGUGGCGGAAAGAGAAGCGGCGCAUGCGGCGGGAUGGCGAGGCCUUCGGAGGGGAACCUGGCGCCGCCUGCGUGGUCUGCAUGGCCCGGGAGCGCUCCUGCGCUUUCCUCGAGUGCGGACACGUCUGCGCCUGCCUCCAGUGCUACGCGGCCCUGCCCUCUCCCCCCCGCUGCCCCGUCUGCAGGCAGAAGAUCACCAGGGCCGUGCCGCUGUACAACAGCUGAGCGGCGGAGGCUCCGGAACAGACCCCGGAACCCCUUUUCCUCACCAAAGGAAAUUGAAGGAUACUUACAUUGGCUUCUCUCUUGCCAAAAUGGCCUCCGGAACACUUUCUACCCACCAUCGGUUAUCGGAGGACACUUCGGACGAAUUACGAUUCUUUUCUUCUCAUAACAACCUCCGGAACCCCUUCUCACCAUCUGAUAUUGGAGGACACUUUGGACGAAUUAGGUUUUCUUUCUUCUCGUAAUGGCUUCCGGAACCCCAUCUCCUCACCAUCUGAUAUUGGAGGAGAAUUCGGAUGAAUUACGAUUUUUUUCUAUUCGUAACAACCUCUGGAACCCCUUCUCCUCACCAUUGGGUAUCGGAGGAGACUUCAGACGAAUUACGAUUCUUUUCUUCUCAUAACAACCUCCGGAACCCCUUCUCCUCACCAUUGAAUAUUGGAGGACACUUUGGAUGAAUUACAUUUUCUUUCUUCUCGUAACUGCCUCCGGAACCCCAUCUCCUCACCAUCCGAUAUCGGAAGACACUUCAAACAAAUUACGAUUUCUUUUUUUUCUCAUAAUGGCCUCCGGAACCCCUUCUCUUCAUCAUUAGCUAUAGGAAGACGCUUUGGACAAAUUACAAUUUUUUUCUUCUCGUAACAGCCUCCGGAACCCCUUCGCUUCACCAUCGGAUAUCGAAGGACACUUCAGAAGAAUUACGAUUCUUUUCUUCUCAUAACAACCUCCGGAACCCCUUCUCCUCACCAUUGGAUAUUGGAGGACAAUUCGGACGAAUUACUUUUUCUUUCUUCUCGUAACUGCCUCCGGAACCCCAUCCCCUAACCAUCUGAUAUUGGAGGAGAAUUCGGAUGAAUUACGAUUUUUUUCUACUCGUAACAACCUCUGGAACCCCUUCUCCUCACCAUUGGGUAUCGGAGGAGACUUCAGACGAAUUACGAUUCUUUUCUUCUCAUAACAACCUCCGGAACCCCUUCUCCUCACCAUUGAAUAUUGGAGGACACUUUGGAUGAAUUACAUUUUCUUUCUUCUCGUAACGGCCUCUGGAACCCCAUCUCCUCACCAUCCGAUAUUGGAAGACACUUCGAACAAAUUACAAUUUCUUUUUUUUCUCAUAACAGCCUCGGGAACCCCUUCUCUUCAUCAUUAGAUAUAGGAAGACGCUUUGGACAAAUUACAAUUUUUUUCUUCUCAUAACAGCCUCCGGAACCCCUUCGCUUCACCAUCGGAUAUCGGAGGACACUUCAGACGAAUUACGAAUCUUUUCUUCUCAUAACAACCUCCGGAACCCCUUCUCCUCACCAUUGAAUAUUGGAGGACAUGUUGGACGAAUUACUUUUCUUUCUUCUCGUAACGGCUUCCGGAACCCCAUCUCCUCACCAUCCGAUAUUGGAGGAGAAUUCGGAUGAAUUACGAUUUUUUUCUACUCGUAACAGCCUCCGGAACCCCUUCUCCUUGUCAUCAGAUAUUGAAGGAUACUUCGGACGAAUUACAAUUUUUUCUUCUCGAAACAGCCUCCGGAACCCCUUCUUCUCACCAUCAGAUAUCAGAGGAAAAUUUGACAAAUUACUAUUUUUUUUCUUCUUGUAACAGCCUCCGGAACCCCUUCUCCUCACCAUUGGAUAUUGGAGGACACUUUGGAUGAAUUACAUUUUCUUUCUUCUCGUAACGGCCUCCGGAACCCCAUCUCCUCACCAUCCGAUAUUGGAAGACACUUCGAACAAAUUACGAUUUCUUUUUUUUCUUUCUCAUAACAGCCUCCGGAACCCCUUCUCUUCGUCAUUAGAUAUAGGAAGACGCUUUGGACAAAUUACGAUUUUUUUCUUCUCGUAACAGCCUUCCCUUCGCUUCACCAUCGGAUAUUGGAGGACACUUCAGACGAAUUAUGAUUUUUUCUUCUCAUAACAACCUCCGGAAUCCCUUCUCCUCACCACUGGAUAUUGGAGGACACUUUGGACAAAUUACUUUUUCUUUCUUCUCGUAACAGCUUCCAGAACCCCAUCUCCUCACCAUCCGAUAUUGGAAGAGAAUUCGGAUGAAUUAUGAUUUUUUUCUUCUCGUAACAGCCUCCGGAACCCCUUCUCCUCACCAUCGGAUAUUGGAGGAGACUUCAGACAAAUUACGAUUUUUUCUUCUCGUAACGGUCUCCGGAACCCCUUCUCCUCACCAUCAGAUAUUGGAAGACACUUUGAACAAAUUACGAUUUCUUUUUUUUCUCAUAACGGCCUCCGGAACCCCUUCUCCUCGUCAUCAGAUAUAGGAAGAUGCUUUGGACAAAUUACGAUUUUUUUCUUCUCCUAACAGCCUCCGGAACCCCAUCUUCUCACCAUCCAAUAUUGGAGGAGAAUUUGGAUGAAUUACCUUUUUUUUUUUUCUUCUCGUAACAGCCUCCGGAACCCCUUCUCCUCACCAUCGGAUAUUGGAGGAUACUUUGAAUGAAUUACGUUUUCUUUUUUCUUGAAAUAGCCUCCGGAACCCCUUCUCGUCA
Molecule: messenger RNA, 3542 nt
Organism: Anolis sagrei ordinatus
Lineage: Eukaryota; Metazoa; Chordata; Lepidosauria; Squamata; Anolidae
Source: RefSeq, a predicted model, not a curated record